AUGACUAUCGUAUCCCCUCACAACAAACUUCCCUCUGCCCGGGCGGUGAAACUCACCGCACCCUUAGAAGAUAUUUAUCAGAUCAUAAAUGAUGAUGGGGCUGUCAUCAUCAAGAACUUCCUUCCGCUGGAGUUAGUGGACAAGAUCAACAAAGAGGCCGAUCCGUACUUAGCACAACAUGCGGCCGGUCCCAAUCAUAUGUCGGAAAUCUACAAAUUAACGGUCGGAGCCAAAACCAAGCACAUGGGAAAUUUGAUCAUGGUUUCAAAGUCAUUUCGGGAAGAAGUUCUCAAUCAUCCGUUGAUACAUGCUAUUUCGGAGAAGCUGUUUCGUGCCAACUUUGGGGACUACUGGGUGAAUCGGGCCGCUGUGCUGGAGGUUCAUUCCGGUGAAAAGGCCCAAAGCCUUCAUCGAGACGACAGUCUCUACCCCUGGAAACCUUUUCUAGGGACGGACUCGCCGGAACUGAUGGUCAAUUUUUUCAUCGCUUUGACUGAGUUUCGCGAGGAAAACGGUGCGACUAGACUGGUACUAGGAAGCCACAACUGGGAAGAUUCGAACAGGUAUCCGUCUCCCAAGCAAACUAUUCCUGCCGAAAUGCAAGCAGGUGAUGCGGUGGUGUACGUGGCAAGCUUGUUCCAUGGAGCAGGCCAGAACCGCUCUCAGGAAACUCGUCGUGGAUUGAGCAUAUCUAUGCACCCUGCUCAUUUUACUCCCAUGGAGUCCCACGUUGAUGUGCCGCGGGCCAUUAUUGAGACUAUGACACCUCUAGCUCAAAGGAUGAUAGGCUGGAGGACAUGGAGUACGAAUCAUGGAGUGCCAGUGUGGACUAUCAGAGACGGGAGGAUGGAAGAUGAGUUGAAGCUGAAAUCCCUGGAGUCAUCCAAGCCAGUAUAA
Penicillium vulpinum is the source of this 897-nucleotide messenger RNA. Its product is annotated as phytanoyl-CoA dioxygenase family protein. NCBI's taxonomy places the organism in Eukaryota, Fungi, Ascomycota, Eurotiomycetes, Eurotiales, Aspergillaceae. Bases 1 to 897 code for a protein of 298 amino acids. The transcript has a single exon. The record is from RefSeq and is a predicted model, not a curated record.